This is a messenger RNA of Serendipita indica DSM 11827, 525 nucleotides long. NCBI's taxonomy places the organism in Eukaryota, Fungi, Basidiomycota, Agaricomycetes, Sebacinales, Serendipitaceae. The record is from the annotation of a GenBank genome assembly.
AUGACAGAAGCGGAGAUUGAUAGUCUAGAUCGUUGGGACGAGUCGGACUAUUGGGAUUUUGCCAUCUCAGACGAAGAGCUCCAAAUUCCAUCGUACAUGAUCCCUCCAAAUCCGGACGAUACAGAAUGCCUUCCUUCCAAUGUUCAUAUAUCCUACCCCUAUGGAGAUCCCACGCGUUUGACGCAUCCAUCCGCCCAAGCUAACCGUAUAAUAGACCCAAACUCGCGAGCAAUGUACGACGAAACGGGUGGUGUGGGGAGUAACGUCAACGUGGGCAUGCUAUGGAAGGAUCUCGCACUCGAUAUCCUGCUACCCACGGAUCCCAUCAAGGAGGAAGCCCUGCGAGCCGCAAAGGCGCGUAAACUGGCCAACGGCGUGCAGUCUGACGGAGAUGAAUCAGAGGACUAUAAUCACGAUCUCGACCCUGAGGAAGACACCAGUGCCCUGCCAGAGGAACAGACUUUUGAAGAAGAGGAGGGGGAAGAGCAUGCGCAGACCCCCGAGGGUUCGGACGAGUCGGAUUGA